GUCUGAACCAACUUCAUUGUCUUCUUCUUCUGUGCAAUUCCUCUCAUGUAUGUAUACCCUGUGUUCCAUAUCAUCUCUUUAAGUGCAGCCUCUCAUUUUAUCUUAGUUCAUUGUCAGUGUUCAGAGAUUUUCUUCAGCCCUGAGAAAUGCAUCGCUCCACAAGCUCAGCUGGACCAGAACAUGAAAAGUUCACAGAAUGGGCAAUAUCGCAAGGCAUACAAAUCAAUGGUGUCGCACCGACGCGGUUCCCUGGUCAGGGUGUUGGGAUUGCCGCACAAAGGAAGAUUCAUGCUGGAGAAGUGGUCGUACGAGUUCCGAUCAGCGAGAUGCUGACGAUAAAGAGUGUGCCCUCGACAUUCCGGGAGAAAUUCCCGGAUAAUAUUCCUGUUCAAGGAUUAUAUGCGGCAUACAUCUGUUGCACAGAGGAAUUCCAAGACAGAUACGCACCCUGGCGAGCGGUGUGGCCUUCGCGACAAGACCUUGGGCAAAUUUUACCCACGCUUUGGCCCCAGCUCCUCAAAGGCAGCGCAUCAGGUCGCUCUGUUUCUAGUCUGUCCUAUCCAUUGCUUCCCCCAUCCAUCUCCGGUUCGUGGAAUACAAUAUCCAAGAGACCCAUAAAACAUGCAUAUACAGCAGAACAUCAAAACCUCUUACCAGAGCAAGAAAAGCGCCUUGACAAGGCAUACCAUAUUGUCAAGCAGGUCCUCCAGGAUGUUGACAAAGAUCUUUACACAUACUACUGGCUUAUUGUGCAUACAAGAUCUUUCCACUACAUCCCGGCCGGCACAUCGCCCCCUAAAGACCACAAUGAUGCCAUGGCACUUUGUCCCUUCGGGGAUUAUUUCAACCACAUAGAUGAGGGCGGUUGUGAAGUUUCUUUUGACAACGAUUACUAUACAUUCAGAACAUCCAAGUCUUAUGACAAGGGAGAGGAGAUAUUCAUUUCCUAUGGAAAUCAUUCGUGUGAUAUUCUUUUGACCGAUUAUGGUUUUAUCCCCGCUGUGAACAAAUGGGACGACCUGUUUCUAGAUGACAUAAUUCUAAAGGAUUUCUCCUCCAAAAAGAUCGAAGCUCUUAGCAUUGAUAGAUACCUUGGAAACUACCAAAUAACUACCAAAGGCCCCUGCUUUCGCACUGAGGUGGCUGCUUGCAUGAAAUAUAUGACUCUCGAUGAUUGGAAUCAGUAUAUCCUUGGAUACCAACCAGCAAGUUUUGACCAGAGGAAGACGAAUUCGAUCAUCGCGGCCUGGAUACACGAGUACAUUCAUGAGGCCGAAGUAGCUAUCUCGAAGUUAACAGCGCUACGGCGGAGCAGGAAGUAUGGCGGGGAACCUCAAUUUGACGUCAUCUCUAUGAGGUGGAAGCAGAUAGUAGAACUGUGCAAUGCGGUGCUGAAGACUGUUGAUUAAUUGGAGAAUAUUGCCGGGCAUUAACAAAACCCCCAGCACUCUAACCGAACGGAGAGAGAACCUCUACUUCCUCUUGGGAUAUUGGCAUAUGUCAAAAUCAAAUAUAUAAGAUAUAUAUAUAUAUGAGAAUAUGAUGAUGGAAAUGGAUAGGAACUCCUAUGGCUGUCGAACCAAAAUGAGCUCCUAAAAAAUAUUAGGAUAAAUAGCAAAUAUAGGCACUAACAUCUAAGCCCGCCCAGCAACCUCUGGCUCCAUAACCAUGGGGAUAUCCCCAAAUUCCUUUGCGAGCUUAAUCUUCUCUCGAGCCAACACCAUCUGAACCACCAUAUAGUUCAAUGCGCACUUGAUCCCCAAUUCCUCCCCUCUCUUCACAAUAUAACCAUUCAUAUACUUAAUCUCCGUCGGAUUCCGUAGACGCACAUCUUGCAACAUAGAGCUAACAUUUUUUGCCGUGUUUGCCAUAACGCUCACCGCAAGGGUGCGCAGGCGGUCCGGGGCGAACCGUGCCUGUAUACCGGGGACACCCUGGAGUUCCGGCAGUGCGCAGAUGACAGCAGAGAUCUCGAGGAGAAGCAGUCGUUGGACACGGGAGAUGUGGUAGUUGUAGAGGAGGUCACCGUUGAAGCAGUCGAAGAUGACGGUGAGCGGGUUGAUGAUGCAGUUUAUGACGAGCUUUUCAAGUUGGUGUUGGAGGAAAGUGUCAGAAGGAACUGCGCUGGCUACUAGCUGGGUAUUGCGGGUUAACACCCGUAUUAGGUACAGAGAGGUAGAUGCCCAAACUUCCUCGGGUAGGCUUGAUUGUGCUUUGUGGAGUGCCAGGAGGUCAUUCCGGUGUUGUAGCUGUUCUUCCUCCUGGAGGUCUUCUGGUUGUUUUUGUAUUUCCCCCUCCUGUCGUUGUUGUUCUUCUGAUUGCUCGUGAGCGGCAGCUAUUCGGCCCAUUUCCUGUUUCUUCUUAUACUCCAAAAUAUUAUUUUCGGUCCUAGCUCUUGCCAGCGGGUUCGUGUAUCCGAUGCUGAAUAAACAGGUCCCGACUCCCGCAUGUUUGAUCACAAAAUGAUCCAUUUUAAACAGCCCAUGCGAUAUCACUCCAAAGACAUAACUGGGGCGGGUCUCUGGAUCGGGAAAAACAUGUUCAUUCACUUGUUCCUGGACCCCCAAGCCAUUGUGUACGAAGACAAUGGUAGAAUAUGGUGUGAGGCGAUGUCUAACAGAUUCCAACACCCACCGGACCCUUGUGGCCUUGGAGGCGACGAUAAGAUUGUCAAUGAUUUCCUCAUUCGCUUCCAAGGGAUCCCGCUCAGGAUAUCCGCCAGCUUCCUUCUGUUCCCGAGCUAGUUUUGAAUCCUGUGGCACGUAAUGCCAAACGCCGUCUCUUUUGACAUUUAUGUCGAACCCCCAUCUAUGCUCUGCCAGUCCAUUUCGCACCAACGUUAUCCGCCGCCUGUUUUUUUCCCACCGUUCUAGUGUCUUUUGGUUGUGUAAUAGGAGGGUUACUGGCGGGCGUUUUGUAUCGCCAGCCAAUGAAUGGGCGAGAAAUCCUCCAAUAUUUCCCACCCCUAUAAUAUGUAUUCGCGACGGUAUUCUUUGUUCCUGAAGCCGGGGUUCAGGUUUGACGUAUCCGUCAUUCCGCGGUUUGAGGGUGGUAUGGAAGAGUCGCAGGGAAACUGACUGCAUACGGAUGGCAUCAGGACAUCUUGCGAAGAGUUGGAAAGUCGUGACGCCAACCCGCAUUGUGACUGUUGGUACACCUGAAUUUAUUUGGCUUGCACCCGGC
Molecule: messenger RNA, 3183 nt
Organism: Blastomyces dermatitidis ER-3
Lineage: Eukaryota; Fungi; Ascomycota; Eurotiomycetes; Onygenales; Ajellomycetaceae
Product: SET domain-containing protein
Exons: 6
Coding region: 147-1409 (420 amino acids)
Biological process (GO): peptidyl-lysine monomethylation
Molecular function (GO): protein binding; protein-lysine N-methyltransferase activity
Source: RefSeq, a predicted model, not a curated record